This is a messenger RNA of Camelina sativa (false flax), 877 nucleotides long. RefSeq lists its product as uncharacterized. NCBI's taxonomy places the organism in Eukaryota, Viridiplantae, Streptophyta, Magnoliopsida, Brassicales, Brassicaceae. The record is from RefSeq and is a predicted model, not a curated record.
ACUAAUACUAAAAUAUUAUUAACCAUGAAAACAAAUACCACUAAAACUUGAGGGACUAAAAACAAAUAAUUGAAAAGUUGCACAUAUUAGGAAUCUGACGGCGAUUUCGCUGCCGAGUUCUGGAGCGAUCUUUGAAGAUGCGACGGCGAGAAGAGAAGCGUCGGGAGUUUCACGAAGCUCUUCUUCAAACGCUUUAUCCUCCUUCAUCCCCACCUUCUCCUCCUUCCUCUUCUCCGUCUCCUGUAGAGGUUGUUGACGACGAACCAUUUGAUGUAACGCUCAUAAACCCAGAGGAUUACUUGAAAAUUAAUUCAUCCAUCAACGGAGAAGACAACGAAAUCGGAGGUGAAUCGGGGAAUGCAGAGAAACCGAGUCGAGCGCAGAGAAAGAGGCUAAGGAAGAAGUUGCUCAAAGAAGAAGCAGCUCGACGGAAGAAAGUUAUCGGACCUUUACUUCCGACAGAUGGUAGAAGAGUCUUCGUGGGAAAUGCAAGCGGGAGCAACGUUGAAGAGGAAGAUUCUGAUAGCGAAGAAGAAGAAGCUAGUGAAAGCAAAAAAACCUGCUCACAACCUGUUCGAGUAAAUGCCCCAGAGAAGAAACAAGAAAAAUUUGGUGACAAUGAUAAGACGAGAAAAGUCAAGAAGAGGAGAGAGGCUAAGAAACUGGCCAAAGAUACUUCUAAGCCAAAUUCAUAUCUCCAAAAUCCCUAAUUCUUUGAUCCUAAUUAUGGUUAAGAAUGUACCGAUCUUUUAUGUAAGAAACAACUAGUUUUUCUUUGAUAAUACAAGGGCAUAUUACUAAAUUUGUAAUUCUCGUUUCUAAGUUCCGUGAAAUCCCCUUUUUGCCCUUGUUAAGUGGAUUUAAGUUAACAUCGCCA